Messenger RNA from Adineta ricciae, 564 nucleotides. The record is from the annotation of a GenBank genome assembly. NCBI's taxonomy places the organism in Eukaryota, Metazoa, Rotifera, Eurotatoria, Adinetida, Adinetidae.
AUGCUUAAUAUUUCAUUAGCUUGGGAUAGCACGACCAAAAAAAAACAACACUGGGAAUUUUCCCAAACUCGUCGAACGUAUGCCUUAGUUUUUCAUUCACCGGUUAAAAAUUAUUUGAAUAUGACUGAACAAGUAAUGAUUGAUACUCCAGCCCAGCCAACUGGUCCUGACAAUGCAGAAAGCUUAAGUUCAUCGACGUCGGAGGUAAAAUCUAAAGAAGUAACUGCAAAUCCAGACUUUAUCACUUGGAGAUUUCCUCCCUAUUGCGAGCUUUGCAAUGUGACUUUUACUUCCGAAGCCAAUUCUAAAAUUCAUUUCGAAAAUAAUGGUCAUAAGAACAAACUUCACACGUGGGAAAAAUACCAAGAACCUAAAGCAUCAUCGGAUGAGAAAAACUCCAAGACUGUUCUUUGUGAUGUUUGCUGGAAAGAAAUGAAUACACAAGCAGUUCUAGAUAUACACUUGAAAAGUCCAGCUCAUUUGAAACUAGCGCAAACACGUUUAGUUAUACAAAAAUUAAAAGAAGACUAUAGACAAAUAAAGGAAUCACAAGAAAAUGAGUGA